Molecule: messenger RNA, 3274 nt
Organism: Oryctolagus cuniculus (rabbit)
Lineage: Eukaryota; Metazoa; Chordata; Mammalia; Lagomorpha; Leporidae
Source: RefSeq, a predicted model, not a curated record
AUGGGGAAGGUGCUAUCCAAAAUCUUCGGGAACAAGGAAAUGCGGAUCCUCAUGUUGGGCCUGGACGCGGCCGGCAAGACCACAAUCCUGUACAAGUUGAAGCUGGGCCAGUCGGUGACCACCAUCCCCACCGUGGGCUUCAACGUGGAGACGGUGACUUACAAAAACGUCAAGUUCAACGUGUGGGAUGUGGGAGGCCAGGACAAGAUCCGGCCGCUCUGGCGGCACUACUACACCGGGACCCAGGGUCUGAUCUUCGUGGUGGACUGCGCCGACCGCGACCGCAUCGACGAGGCCCGCCAGGAGCUGCACCGCAUUAUCAAUGACCGGGAGAUGAGGGACGCCAUAAUCCUCAUCUUCGCCAACAAGCAGGACCUGCCCGAUGCCAUGAAACCCCAUGAGAUCCAGGAGAAACUGGGCCUGACCCGGAUUCGGGACAGGAACUGGUAUGUGCAGCCCUCCUGUGCCACCUCAGGGGACGGACUCUAUGAGGGGCUCACAUGGUUAACCUCUAACUACAAGUCCUAAUGAGCAUUCUCCACCCAGCCCCCGGAAGGAGAGAAAUCAAAAACCCAUUCAUAGGAUUAUCGCCACCAUCACCUCUUUCAAUCGCCACUUUCUCUUCUUUUGAAUUUGAACUCUGGAGUUACAGUUCUACGGUUUAGGGAGGGGGGGUUGGGGUUUUUCUUUUUUUGUUUGCUUUUUUUUUUUUCUUUUCUUUAUUCCGCUUUGCGUUAGGAUGCUCUGAUUUGACGUUUGACAUGAACACAAAGUGCUAGGUGCUCUUGUUGACUUCCAGCAAAUGGGGUGGGGGAAAUACAGCAGUUCUUGGUAAAGUCCUUUAUAAUAAUGGUUUGAUUUUUUUAUUUCUAGAGAAUCUUUUUCCCCCCCAAAUGUAUGCUUUUUUCCUUUUUUUUUUUAUCCAGUUUCCUUAUCACUUGCUGUAGAUGGCUUAUUUUGCAUUCAUGCAGACUAUGUUGCAAGUCUGUUUCAUCUAGUAAACUGAAAAUUAUUGCUUAAUCAAACUGCCGUUUGUCUUUUAUAUUUAAGGCUCCCCCCCUUAUGAAUUCUAACUUAGUAAUUUCAAAUGUGACCUAAGACCAGUAUAAGUAAACUUAGCCCACAGUGGCAAAUAAUGAGUAAUAUCAUUGUAAUAUGUUCCAGUUGCACAUCAGUAUGUUAAACAGGUAAUGUAAGAACUUAUUUGAAAUGUCAGCUAUUAACUCCUAAGACAUACAUCAUGCAUGAGUAGGAAUAAAACCCAGGGUCGUCAUAACAUAGCAAACUUAACACUGCAAAAAAUAUGAAAGUAUAACCCGCCAAGGACAUGAGGUUUUUUUUCACUGCAAAGUUAGCAACUUUUCCUUUUUUUAACAUCAAAAAUAGACUCCUUCCAGAAAAUGGAGCAAUAAUGGUGUGUGCCACACACAGAUAUCUGUAGAUAUUUUAAGCGACUUUUGGGCAAAACUGGAAUACUUAUACAUUGUUUCAAGUGUCUUAAGAGCAGUAGUAUUAAAGUUACUGAAACAUUAGUUUGUUCAUUAAUAAAGCAUUUAAUGAUUCAAGUUAUAUGCACCUUUUACCUAGAUGGAAAAAUACACAUUCCUGUUUUCACAUUACUGCAACUGACUAAGCUGAAGAUAUAUCAUUUUUUAUAGAUGAGUGAUCCACAUCUCCUUUAAUUAGAACACUGGAAAAGAUGUUUUAUAAAAAAGAUAUUUAAUUUUGUUUGAUUGUGGGAUUAACUCGUGCAAAUAGUAAGACAACCUGUUGGUUCAAUAGUACACUGUCUCCUUUAAGAAAGGCAAUGUGAUGAAUGAAUGUUGGAUGUGUAGACUUAAGGGAUGACAAAGGGGAAGUGGGCUGAAGAGAGAACCUACAGAUGACAAUGAAUGUAAACUUAUUUUUCUUCAAGGGUAAGCAGUGUGCUCACUGGUGAUAUCCAGAUCCUAACAGAAUUACUUGGGUAGCAAGUUAGGACCAGUAGCUAGAUUGAGACCACUAUGGUAGUAUUUUGAACCAAAUGUUAAUGCUUGAUACAGAGUUGUGAAGCACCAUCUGGUUCUUAUAUAGCCUUAAGGAUUAAUUUUAGUGAUCCUCAAGGAAUUAAACUUAGGGAAUUUCAGAAAUGUAGACUGCAAAGGCAGUAUACAGGAAAAAGUGGAGUGGGUUUCGUUUAUGAGGGUGUCUGAAAACAAAACUGAGCGGGAUAUCAUGGUAUAGUUGGACAGUAUUGGUCCUUCAUGCUUUGGCCAUAUUGUAUAAUGGAGCUUUUACCAAAGAUAUCUGAGAAUCAUAAGGCUAUUUUAAAAAAAAAAUCAACCAUUCAAAGUAAAACUCUUGACAAAGCAUUUUUCUUCAAGCAGAUGAGAAAAGGUGCUAUGUUGUAGGCUCCGGCUGGUACAAAGGGAUUUUUGAGUUCAAGAUGCAACUAAAGUAUAAAGUAGUCAGUUUCACUUUAGUGAAAGUAUCUCUAAAAAUGAAGCUGAUCAAACACAUCCUAAGAACAUUAUGGUUGCUUUUUAGAAUCUCCAAAGCUCCACCAUAAAUAUAAUUCUUAGUGUUUUAAAUGAUCACAUUUAAGGUACAUAAACAUGGGCUAUACAGAUAUAAAUGCUAUAGUAACAUCCUGAAACAAAACAAGCACAAAGGUAUAAAUGCCUAAACUGGAGGAAACUUGAAACCCUCAUGUUAAUUCUUAAAUGUAGUAUUUCUAACUUUUGACAGAUUUGGUAGGCAGCCAUCUUUUUGUGUCUUAAAAUAACUGGGGGCAUAGUUAAAGUUUUAUACAUCAAGUGAUUGCUAUUAUGGAAUGUUGCAGGUGAGAUGUUAUUUUUAGUUUAUUUGAAAUGUCUAACUGAAUGGGGGGAGGGAGGGAAGCAAAUAUUUGAAAUCUGGAAGACCCUAGACCUUUUGGUAAAAAAUUGUAAUUUUCACAUUUUCUUUAAGAAUAUAAAAGGUUUAUAAUUGAUGUGGUUAAAUUGAACCAUAACUAUUGGUGAUUAUGGAGCAGGUAAUUAUAGCCUGCAGAAAAAGUUACAAUCUAAGAAUUUUAAAAAUAAGAUCCUGACAUUUUUGUUUAAUUGCAUCAAUUUCUGUAUUUAUGUGAAUUUAUAAUCAGUAAGUUUUGAAUGAGGUUAAUCUUGUCUAAUAUAAGUAAAUGAGUCUGUGAUCUCCCCAAACUAAAAAGUACAGUACUUGGAAUUGUGUUCUUUAUGGUUGUAGUGUUGGUAAAGCACUAAUAUUGCAGAAAAUAAAGGAAUUACACAGUGCA